Anopheles nili is the source of this 6521-nucleotide messenger RNA. RefSeq lists its product as uncharacterized. Gene Ontology annotation, biological process: cell fate commitment; regulation of transcription by RNA polymerase II. Gene Ontology annotation, molecular function: histone deacetylase binding; DNA-binding transcription repressor activity, RNA polymerase II-specific; RNA polymerase II cis-regulatory region sequence-specific DNA binding. Bases 1 to 3537 code for a protein of 1178 amino acids. NCBI's taxonomy places the organism in Eukaryota, Metazoa, Arthropoda, Insecta, Diptera, Culicidae. The transcript has 9 exons. The record is from RefSeq and is a predicted model, not a curated record. Gene Ontology annotation, cellular component: nucleus; cytoplasm.
AUGGCGUACUCGAGCGGUGGCAGACGGCUAGACAUGCAGGAACCAGUCGAGUUCGGGUUCGGGUUUUUCCGAGCCGAGCGGUUCACGAUGCGGAAGCUCGCGCUAAUCAACAUGUCUGGAGCGAAUCCCCCUCGAAGCGUUACGCCAAACGCGCAGCAGGACUACGAUGUCACGCGUAUGCGAGAGGACGACUUCGAGCGGCUGGCCGUCUACAUCGUGCCGGACAUGCCCUGCGAGAAGGGCAUCCCGGGGCGAGCCGAGAAGACGCUUCCCCGUAGUCUAACGCUCAAACCCUCGCUCGUCCUGUCAGCACCCGCACCCACGAAUGAAGGAGUGUGGAGUACGGGCGUUAUCCCGCGUGGCACCAGAUUUGGCCCUUUUGAGGGUGUCCGAACGCCGAGCCAUCCCAGUGACAAGCAGCUAUGGCGGUACUUCUGGAGGGUGCAGGAACUGCGGCACGUCUCCUAUGGGAACAUCAAGAUAUUCAAGGACAGUGACUUCUACUACCUGGACGGGUCGGACACGGCCCAGUCCAACUGGAUGCGGUAUGUGGCGUCCGCGUACAGCUUCUCGGUGAUGAACCUGGUCGCGUGCCAGCACCAGGAGCACAUCUACUUCUACACGAUCCGCGACAUCAUGCCGAAUGAGGAGCUGAUGGUGUGGUAUUGCCGUGACUUUGCCAAACGCCUCGGCUACGACAUCGAUCCGGAGCAUGCCACCUACUCGAUCUGUCGCGAGGAGGUCGUGAAGAAGACGUACAAGCAGCCCGUACCGCCUGAGGUGGCCUACAACCACGUGAAGCACGUGAUGGGUCUCUAUCUACCGGCGAUGGUGCGCAGCACUCCAACGCCGAGUCCUUCACCGCCAGCUCAACCGAACGACAGACAUGUUCCUGUUGCCAAACACCUGGCCCUCCAUCAGACGGUGUUGCGGGAACCCCGAACGGGUGGCGGUGGUGGUCAGGUGUCGAGCGGUGCAGGAGUCACACCCGGCGAUGGAGGAAUCCUGCGAGAUCGAUCUCCGAUCAGGAUCGUGAUCCGCGAGCAGAGUCCGCUGCUGCGUGAAAGCGUCAAGGAGGUGGACGCUGACUCGCCGAUCUCGCAAACGAAGGAGUCCGCGUACGAACAUCAGCUGACGCCGAAUGACGGGUCGGUGCGGUCGGACGAAGGAUACCACAGCAACGGAUAUCACGAGGAUGGUUUUACGCCACCGGAGGACUCGAGUGAUAGCGAAAGCGAGCAUAACUAUGUGCUGGAUUGCUCAAAGAAGGCGAUCGAACCGAAAGAGACCAGCGUCGGGCAGCAUAAGGUGAGCACGAGUGAGCCGUGCGGGGACAAGAACGAGUACCGGAAGGUGAAGAUGAAGAUGCCGCUGAAGUACGAGUUCAAGAACAACAGCAAGAACUUCAAGGUGGAACCGGAGUUGGAGGCGACCGAGCGCGAAGUCGAGGUAUCGGGCGUCCCUGGCGUUGGUCCUGGAGGGGGAGUCGUUGAAGCUGGGGUAGGAAUGCGGGAGGUGACACCCGCCACCAGUACCGUGAUCGUGUUGGACACAACCCCCGACCAAACAGUGGUGGUGCCACUGACAAAGAGUUACUACGAAGCGGAACCAACGUCAACAUCACCACCAGCAUCCUUUAUCCGGUACACGCCACCCAGCUCGAGUUCGAUCCUUGAAACCAUCCUAACCGGAAGUGGACGAACACCAUCGGUCGAUGACCCACACCGUCGGCAACCGAACGCGACUCCACCACCAACGUCGCCCACCGAGAUGGCCUACUCGUACAAAAAGUCCCAACGGUACGGUACAGCCUGCAGCCCGGAUUCGAGCUCGCAGAAUCCGGCCGGACCUGAACCGGCUGAUGCGCCCCGAUCUCAGGUGAUCGGGCAGGACCCGAAGCGGGAGGAUGAGGACGAUCACCCGCAUCUGCCCCAUCACCAUCAUCUGCAUCAACACCUGCACCAUCAUCACCAUCAUCACCAGCAGCAACAGCAGCAGCAGCAGACGGCCUACCAUGGGUUAGGACACGAUCGGCUACAAGAUCGUGAGGAUCUGCCGGCGUCACCUUCACCUUCACCGAUGCCACCCUAUCCCAGUGAGCAUCAUCCACACCUGCAUCUGCAUGCGCAUCACCUGCAGCAUCAUCUGUCACAUCAACACUCAGUGCACCAUCACUCACAGCGAUCGACGCACUCACCGGUGCCGUACGAUUCGCCAGUGCAGGGUUACUCACCGGCCAGCAUUUACCAGCAGGUGGCAUCCAGUGGUUCGACGGGUAGUGUGAUCAACAGCGCAUCCAGCUCCACCUACAGUCCACCUCUGAACGGUGGCCAUUACGAGCGUUUGACGGGCGUAAAGGCUGACCCAGCUCGAUCGGUGUCACCGACUCAACCACCUACGCAAUCACAACCUCCAUCACAGCUCGUGCAACUCCAGUCGAAGGGUCAACUCCCACUAGGCCACCCGUUGAUGCAACCGCUAACACCUCUGACGCAUCUUUCACCGGGUCGAGUAUCACCCCCGAGUAGCCUCAGCCCGGAUGGUGGAUCGUACUCGCGCAGUGGCAGCCCAAUGAGCCCGGGAAGCCCGAACUCACGCGGUUAUCGCAGCCUGCCGUAUCCUCUGCGAAAGCGCGACGGAAAGAUGCACUACGAGUGCAACGUGUGCAGCAAAACGUUCGGGCAGCUGUCGAACCUGAAGGUGCAUCUGCGGACGCACUCGGGUGAGCGGCCGUUUAAGUGCAACGUCUGCACGAAAUCCUUCACGCAGCUAGCACACCUGCAGAAGCACCACCUGGUGCAUACGGGCGAGAAACCGCAUCAGUGUGACAUCUGCAAGAAGCGCUUUUCGUCGACGUCGAACCUGAAGACGCAUCUGCGCCUGCACAGCGGCCAGAAGCCGUACGCGUGCGAUCUCUGCCCGCAGAAGUUCACACAGUUCGUGCACCUGAAGCUGCACAAGCGGCUGCACACGAACGAUCGACCGUAUGUGUGCCAGGGCUGUGAUAAGAAGUACAUCAGUGCGUCCGGGUUGCGCACGCACUGGAAAACCACCAGCUGCAAACCGAACAACCUCGAGGAGGAGCUCGCGAUGGCUGCGGCGGCCACUUCCGAGUGUUUAGAUAAGGAUGGCCAACCAGAUGGUGAAGGUGGUCGCGAGUUUUACGAGAUGACUCACCUACCAGGAGCUACCUCCGGAGGUCCACCUAGCCAAUCGGGGCACCACAGUCUGCACGGACAUCCGGAGCAGGUCAUACAUAAGGUGUCAGCAGGCAAGAUCCAGCAGCAGCACUCAAGCAGCAAUGGCUCAGCAGGCUCAAGCACCGGUGGCAGCGCCAGCAGCAGCAACAAUAACAGCCCUAACAGUACCAAUCACAAUCUGGCUGCGCCUCACCUGCACUAUGGUGGGCAUCUCGGGAUGCCACAGGGUGGUUCGGGUGCCGAAGGACGCCCUCCAACGGGUCCUUCGCAGCACGAGCCCGCAAGUCGCCCGAGCGUGAUCGAAUCCAGCCAACCGAUGGUGAUCGAGUGCACGUAGCCCCACACCGGCGUGAUAAGAGCCCGAUGUGGCGUGGAGUAGCAGACCUACGACUGAUGAGGAGGUCCUGUGUGCGUCCUUUUUGCGUUUUCUUUGCUAUUUUUUUAACACGAGCGAGCCCCCCGCAGUGAGGGGAGGGGGUGGCGUACUAUUAAGCUGUUAGAUGGAUAUUAUUAAGUGGUCUUAAGAACUUAACUUAUCGCACGUUAGCUGUACGUUGUUGAAGCCGGCGCAUGUAAAUAAUGGCGCGUACCGCGUUCGGAGGGGCUGGACCACCGCCACCGCCACUGUCGUCGUCGCCGGUGCCGCCGAAUUGUGAUCAAAAUUGUUUCCGGUUUAAUUGUUUUUUGUGUUGUGGCAAGCGCUUAGACGCCUAGGAGUUAAGCAAAGAAAGGUGAAGAAGUGAAGCAAAAAAAAAUGACGUGGCAAGCGAUGGAGUGAUCGCUGGGGCGCGGGUUUCCCGGCCAGGAGCGUGGCCCCGGAGGACCGUAACGGUUAGGAGCGAAACGCAUCAAAGAUCAAAAUUGAAGUCUGAUAGCAAUUAGGGAUAUUUAGGCUGUUGGCUCGCGUCCAUCCGCGACCUUCGACCUUUCGGGAACACGGGAUCGGGACAGGCGGUAUCGAGCGGUGAGCGAGUGGGGGCCCCACGGCCAAACAGACUGACAUAUAGUUUUCCUUUCAACUGAAACAAAAAAAGAAAAAAAUAAGCGAAAAACAUACACACAGACAAACGCUCACAUCCUGUAGCUCUCCCGUUUUUCCGGCUGCAUGUUGCGUUUCCGUUUUUGUGUGGUGUAAACUUUGCUGUAAAGCGAGGGGCGUAAUGUUUAACGUUAUAUGCGGUAGGAUGCGAGGUGGAUUAAACAGAUACCUUACUAUUGACACACACACACACACAUACAUAAACACACACACAUACACGAAACACAAGACACAAAGGACACACGAAGAAGGGUGAUGUAAUUGCAGAUUGCGAUUCAAUACUUAGCUGAAGAUCGGUGCUUUUCAAAAACCAAUGCAUCUCACCGAAAGUGCACACACACGCACGUGCGUGUGGCUUCCGGUGGGGGCGUGGUAUUAAUACUAUUACUCAGAGUUAAGAUUUAGACUUACGGAUAAAAUUAUAAACAAAAAACAAACGAAGCAAAAUAAAGCAAGCAAACAUGAACUAUAAAACCAUUAGCGAGGAGUGCCGGAGCAGUUGCGAGAAAUAAUAGGUGCUAUGACGCGUGGAGAGAACACGGAACGAAGAAGAUAUCGGGCAAACAGUGAAUUAUUGGUGAUCUAAGGGCCUGAAGGCACCCAGCACAAUACCAAGUAGUGGUAUCCGGAAGUUGUGCGGUUGGGAACGAAGCAAGACAUUUAUUAACGUAGCAAACCGCUAGAGAUUGGAAACUGCUCCCUUAUUUUUCUCACUCACAAAUUGAAUGAAAAUGCAGCUACGUACUCGUAGGCUAACUGGCGAUAGAGUGAGAUAAAGGACCCAGUUAGAGAGAAACAUGGGAAGGCAAUCAACGUCAAACAGUGGUCAAAGGGAUUUUGAAGCGCGCCGAGUAAUUCGUAACGAGGAUCGCUAGCCUGCUAGGCUAAAUUCGUGGCUGAAUGCAAGAUUUACCUGCCUCCGGUACAAAUCUCCCUCGGGGAUGAGUCGCCCAACAUCCUGAGCCACACGCGACUAAUGAUGGUAGGACUUUUCCAUGUAGGAAAAAGGCUAAAAGAGAGAUAAAUAGAGUGAGAGAGAGGCACCUUGAGGCUCUGGGGCUGUAAGUGUCACGAACCGGCGGAGUCGUGCGUUCAGUUUCGAAACUUUUCUUUUUCGUUUUUGUUUCGUUUCGUUUAUUAGUAUUGGCUCGUUGAUAUUUGUUCGUUUUCUUUUUUUUUGUGUUUAGUUAAGACCAGUUUUAAGCUUACAUCUGCAAUAGUCGCGACACCUUGAGUCCCCGGGUGGGCGAUUCGGUUCAAGACCGUAACAGGAUAUUCUAAGCGAUAAGCAAGUAAAGGAGAUAAGCAUAUGGAUAGGGAAUGGAACGAUCCGGCCCCAUCAGAUGCGUGCUCUUGGGCGCGGCGAGCUGAAAACCGUGAAAUGUUGAUCAUUUUCCAGACGUUUUCCAUCCUAAUAGACGAUUGCUAAGAUUGAUGGCGCGACGGUGGAGCGUUUCUCCAUCUUAAACCCAGCGUGACAAAACGUGCUCACGCAUACUGACUGAUUAAUUGAAUUAGUGCGUUAGUUUUAUCUCCCCUUUUUUUAAGUUGCAUUCACACUGCGACCCAGGUCAAACUAGGACAGCAAGCUAGGCGUUCACGCAGCAAAGCAUUUUAAUUCAUUUAGUUACAACGAGCGCAAGGCAAGUGCAACGAGAGCGAAUGCUCCGGCUGAAGUAUAUUCACUUUUUUAUUAAACAUGAGCGAAACGGAGAGCAGAAGGCUUGAAAACAGAAAUGAAAAAAAAAUCAUAACGAGGAACCGCAGCUAUACGAAUGCAACGCAAAACGAGUGGAAUAUUAGCGCAAUAGUACUAGAGUAAACUGCUAACGGGCUGUAGCGUAACUAGUUCGCAGGACCACACAGAUAGGGCGAGAGUGAAAGGUCGGAAAAGUUACAGAAAAAUGAAAUGAAAUGGAAGGAAAAACACACAGCGAUCGCAAGUAUGGUUUACGCCCAUGGCACUGAGAUUGUAUAGAACUAGCGACACGGAAAACCACGGAAAUGGGUGGAAAACGUCUCCCAGAUGUGACUGGCGGAUGUUAUAUAUUAUGGGCCACGUGAUGCGAGAAGCGGAAAAUCGCCCGACCUGUCGCUGAGCGCCGCUAAAACAGUGUACACGAACGCUACCUAACUGAUAAUAAUUUAAACAAGAACAUAUGAAGUAAGACUACGGAUAAUUAAACCGCUAUACUGUAAGUGAAAUGCUAGUGAGCGAGCUGGGCAAAUGCAACGCCCGCGUGCAUGAAUGGGAACCGAGUGGAACUCUUUAUAAAAAUACA